GUUCUUGAAGUACAUCCGGUCAUGCGCGCUGACCAGGAACUGGACUCUGUGCGUGCUGCUGGUGGUUAUGGUCAGUGUUGGGUGCCUGAGUGUGGUCAAGUGGUCAAUCCUGUACCUGCAGCAGAUCCCGCAACUGCCCGAGGGAGAUAACCCACAUGAUUACAAGUACAUCUUGAAGCCAGGCAGCAACAGUUGCAACGGCCUCUUCUCCCCGGAGCUGGUCAUCUGUGUGUCGUCGUCUGUCGCCAACUUCGAGGAGCGCGCCACUCUGAGAGACACCUGGGCCUCGGUGGUCAAGGACCAGGUCCACUACGCCACGCUCUUCUUCUUCAUGGGCCGACCCAGCCGCAACGAGACAGCCCUCCAGGCGGCGCUGCGGAGAGAGCAGGCGCAGUACGACGACAUCGUGCAGGAAGAUUUCAUGGACACCUACAACAACCUCAGUCUCAAAACGGUGUCCAUUCUCAAAUGGGCCUCGUACAACUGCCCCAAUUCCAAGUUCGUGGUGAAGGCGGAUGAUGACGUUUACGUGACCAUUCCGAACAUGCUGAAAGCGUUACGGGAGGCCAGCAUGUUCCACGAGGAAUUUGUUCUGGGCGUCAUCAACUUUUUCGCCAUCGCCGGCCACCCGGAGCGGUCAGGGAAAGACGCAGUGACCAUGGAGUACCCGUAUAUGAUGUACCCCCUCUACAUCAUCGGGCCGACUUACGCCAUGCCUAUCAGCUCGGCAAAACUCUUGUACCGAGCUUCUCUGCGCAUGCCACACCACAGGGCCGAAGAUGUAUACGUCACAGGCUUCUUGGCGCGAGAAGCUGGGGUCAGUCUGGUCAACGAUGACCGCUUCUCCGGCCACCGCUGGCCGAUCGACGGCUGCGUGUUCCGCAGUAAGGUGUCGGGUCACGGCUAUAGCAGCAAGGAACAGCGAGCGAUCCACGCCAAGAUGCUGGACUCGUCCAUUCUGUGCACGGAGAGCGUGUCUCUGGCUCACACCAUGGGCUCCACGCUCUUCGUCUGGCUCACGGUCUUCAUGAUUCUGGCGCUCUGGCUCGGCCUCUCUCGCUGCACGAGCGUUAAGUAAGUGAGUGAGGGACUUGAUCGCGCGUCAUUUUACACAACACGUUUAGUGAGUGCUGUAGCUAUAAUUAUGUGCUACAACAACACAUUUAGUGAGUGCUA
Molecule: messenger RNA, 1176 nt
Organism: Aplysia californica (California sea hare)
Lineage: Eukaryota; Metazoa; Mollusca; Gastropoda; Aplysiida; Aplysiidae
Product: UDP-GalNAc:beta-1,3-N-acetylgalactosaminyltransferase 1
Cellular component (GO): membrane
Molecular function (GO): hexosyltransferase activity
Source: RefSeq, a predicted model, not a curated record